AUGGCCAACGCUCGUUCUGGUAUGGCGGUGUCGGAGGAGUGCCUGGCGAAAUUCUCAAGUCUCCAGAAGAAAAAGGCUUACCGCUUCAUUACCUACAAGAUUGAGAAGGACCAGAUCGUAGUGGACACCUUUGGAGAACCUGACAAGACCUACGCUGACUUCCAAGCUGCUCUUCCUGAGAGUGACUGCCGUUAUGCGGUUUUCGACCACGAGUUUGUUACAGACGACCACUGCCACAAGAGCAAGAUUUUCUUCAUCGCCUGGUAA
Messenger RNA from Closterium sp. Naga37s-1, 267 nucleotides. NCBI's taxonomy places the organism in Eukaryota, Viridiplantae, Streptophyta, Zygnematophyceae, Desmidiales, Closteriaceae. The record is from the annotation of a GenBank genome assembly.